UAUUCGCAUGAACGCAAGAUGGCUGCCAAUUUAUGUGAAUGCAAGGACGAGUUGAAAAGCGAUUUACGUUUAUAGUUGUUAAUCCUGUUAAAAUUGUGAUAUUAAACAUAACGAACAUAACAAUAUUGUUGUGUAUGUGUUUACGUGGAGUCUGUUAUGAGUUAUCGAUGUUUUUAAAUUCAUAUGUGCAAUAUUUCGUUAAAAGGCAUAUAAAAUGUUCAGUGUUGAAUUGUGAUGAUUAUAUAUACAGUGGAAGAAUCUGGCUUGUUAUAAUGCAUGUGAUUGGAUGAUAGCGGUUAUAAUAUCUGUUUCGCGGCAAUGGAAAAGGCGAAGGCGUAUAUCAAGAGCUCCCUGAGCGGCGGAGGGGCGGCGGCGUCCCCCGCGCCCCGCGACCCGCCCGCCGAGGAGAGGGUCUGCUUCGUGUGCGGGGGCGCUGGCUUCGGAGACCAGUACACCAUCAGGGUGAAGCCUGACCCGCAGCAAGCCUCGGAGCCGUACUUCCCGUUCCUGUGCGGCCAUUCGGCGCCGCUGGGCUACAGGCCGGAGGGCGACCACGAGGGCUCGGUGAGGGCGUGCUGCGUGUGCUACACCUUCCUCAGACAGCAGUGGGAGCAGUACGACAGGGAGAACAAGCCGCACAGCCAACGAUUCUACUGGAUGAAGAGGCUGGACGGGAAGCCGUUCAUAGGAGCGGAUAUGUCAUUCCAAGGGGAGUACGCCGCGCAAGUCUUGGGCCUGGGGGCGGAGCGCGAGGACUCCAGGCCGAACGAAACAGCUCGGGUUACCGCAGAUACUAAGGAUAAGUUUACACACCAGCAGCGAUUCCCCCCCACCAGCGGCGCGGGUGGUGGUGGUGGGGGUGGUGGAGGCGGCGGUGGCGGUGGUGGUGGUGGGGGCGGGGGCGAGGAGGAAGUGCUGGACCUCCGCUGCGAGCCGUCCGUGAUCUCGGUGGGGUCGCAGGCGUCGGGCGCCAGCGAGCCGGCCGGCUUCCUCGAGGCCGUCCACAGCACGGUCCGGUCCAACGCGUCCGUUUACUCGGCCGCCUCCACCUCCUCCUCGGAGCGGGACAUCCUCGAUCUGUCCAUGCCCGACAAGAACUGUAUGACGGAGGUGUGCUACGUGUGCGGAGACGAGUACAGGAGAGGCUCGCUCGCCAACCUGCUCACCAACGAACCCAAGGAUAAGGCGAGCAAGCAGGCGUACUUCCCCAUCUUCGGCGAGCAGCACCCCCGGCCGGCGCGCUCCCGGCCCAAGGACGCGGCGGGCACGGUCCGCGCCUGCGCCGCCUGCCACCACCACCUGCUGCAGCAGUGGAACGUGUACCAGAUGCGCGGCGUGCCGGCCCACGAGCGCGUGUACACGCUUCGCACGCGGCCGCCGUCCCUGCUGCCGCCGUCCCCGCUGAGCCUGGCCUCGUCGGGGGACAAGUCGGUGGUGACGCACGCCCACUCCCCGUCCCUGGAGCGGCCGCCGUCCCAGGCCACGGCGAGCUUCGUGUGCUACGUGUGCGGGGUGUCCGCACCCAGCAGUCAGCUGCGGCUGGUGUACUGCUGCCCCAAUCCCGAGCGCGAGCCCUACUACCCUUUCAUCACCACCCUCAAGCCUCACCCGGACGCCAGCCCCAUAAGUCCUCAAGGCAUGGUGCAGAUCUGUGCAGCGUGCUACAAGAGUAUCCCGCACAAGUAUCCCGUGUAUGGAGACGAGCCCAGGGACCACACAGUCAACCACACAGCGAACCACGCCGCGCACAUACGUUUCAAACCAUACGAACUGAAGGCCGGUGCCGUCGCCAAGCGUCCGUCCAGCGCGCUCGCCACCAGCCCUCACAACCAGCUCGCUGAGAACGGAAUGGGGCUCUACAGAUGCCACGUGUGCGCGGGCCUGUUCCCGCAGCAGUCCAUGGAGUGGUUGUCGACGUCCGCGGAGUACAUGAACUCGCACGCGAUGCACUUCCCGUGCCUGGCGGGCGGCGGGUCUCGCGGCGGGCGGGUGCUGGCGUGCAGCCGCUGCGUGCGACACCUGGCGCGCCAGUGGGAGCUCAUGGACGCCGAGCGCGUGCCGCUGGAACACCGCCGGUACAACAUCCCCUCCCCGCUGCCCGCCAAUUCCGGAAUGAGCGGGGACCGGGUCAUCCCCACCCCGCCCUCCACCACCUCGGACAGGACGGUCGCCAGCAACACCGCGUGCACGUCGAUCUACUGUUUCCUGUGCGGGCUGCACUCCGACCUCACCCUGGCCCGCGUACUGUUCGGUCAGCCGCAGGGAAACGCUCCCUACUUCCCCUGCCUCCUCACACACCAGAGUCACCCUAACGCGGAGCAGCUCCGGGAGAACGGCAGCGCCCUGGUGUGCACCUUCUGCUAUCACUCGCUGCUGGCGCAGUGGAGGCGGUACGACGCGCUGGGGGGAGUCGCGCCCGAGAGGAGGGCCUACAACGCCCACGACUACCACUGCCAUCUGUGCGGCAUCAAGACCUACAGGAAACGAGUGCGCGCGCUGCCCAUCAAGGAGUUCCCGUUCCUGAUGCAGCGGCGGACGGAGAACUCGCUGCUGCUUGAGAAUGGAGACUACGCGGUCGUGUGUCUGGACUGCUACGAGAGUCUACGGACGCAGGCCGCGGACUACGAGCGGCGCGGCGUGCCCGUGGACAAGAGGGAGUACAACUGGCUGCAGCAACCGCCGCCGCCCGAAGACAGCGCAGACGUCACCAUCGCCCGGCUACCCUCGGGAGACCGCUCCGACAAGCUGAUACCGCAGUCGCUGGUGGUGGGCCGCGGGAAGAGACACAGUCCCAAGCACGCGCCCGCUGACAGGAGGCACAAGAACGACAAGAGUGACGCGGCUGUGAGCGCCAGUAAGAUAUCCAAGCGGACGGAUCUCGCCCCCAACAAGGGCGGGCCAUUCGCCGCCGCUCUCCGCACCCUGGCCAAGAACGCCGGUCCCGACAUCAAAGACGGGGCGGCCGAGAGAGACCCCGCCAAGGAGAAGACGACGGCAGCGGCCAAGAGAGCCAGUCCGCAUCACCUGCCUGCCAGUGGUUUUCAGCCUUACAGACCCGAUGAUAGACUGAGUCACCCUGCGGCCGCGUCGUUCCCCCUGCUGGAGCCGUCCUCGUACUCCCCGUACGCUCACCCCUCACUAUACACCAGCGCCGCUCUCCAGUACAGGCUGGCGGCGGAGGAGCAGAUGUACCUGGAGCGUGUGUUCCGAGGAGGUGUGGGGGUCGGUGUGGGCGUGGGCGUUGGCGUAGGCUGGUUGCCGCCCUAUGCACUCUACCCUCCGCUGGCGCCGCCGUUGCCGAUGGUGCCGCAUCCUCCGCACGCACCGCACCCCUCGCACCCGCCGCACCCCUCGCAUCCUUCGCAUCCCUCACACCCGUCUCACCCACAGCACCCACCGCUCCACGACGACCGCGAGAAGGAGAUGGCAUUACAGAGGGAGAGGGAGAGAGAAAGGGAGCGCGAGCAACGAGAGAAGGAGCAGCGCGAGCGGGAGAGAGAAAGGGAGAGGAGGGAGAAGGAGUCGCGCUCUCUCGGCGGGGGAGUGCACGGCCUGCACGGCUCGCCGGGGUACCAGCGCACGCUGCCGCCGCUGUUGUACCGGCCGUACAGACCCUACUACGAGGACGCGGACGACGCUAGACAAAAUAAGAUGUCCCAGUCACAAACGCCCGCAGAAGAAGAAAAGCCAGCCUCGGAGCCAGCACCGGUCACUCCCACACCCAAACCACCAGAAUCUCUGAAACCGGAGGAACCUCCACCAUUUUUGGAAAAUCACACUUUUACUCCACCAAAACCAAUAUCUCAUUCGCCAAAAAUAUCACCCUCAUCAAUACCCAAUCCAAAUCCUAGUGUGACAACGACGAAGCAGGUGGAACCAGGCUAUCCAAAUUAUGGUGGUUAUAUGUACUCAAUGCCUGGUUAUUCUGCUUUUCAACCAGUCUCAUUCCAGGGAAUAGUUCCUGCCUCCAGCACAUUGCCACCGUGUAAUGAAACAAAUAAGAGUGAAUAUAUACCUUACCCUAUUACAUCUGGAAAAGAUGCGGGAAAUAAUGAAAAAAAAGAAGUGAAUUGUAAUGAAAGCACAUCAUCCAUUUCCAUACCAAAAACGCAGACUGACUUUGAAGAACGUUUCACCGCUGAAGUUAUUCCUGCAACAACUGUAAGUGAAGCAGCGAAAGUUCAGGUAACAGAAUCAAAAAUGACUGUGACUUCUUUGGCACAGGGAUCAGGAGCAAUAGUUACCAUUCCAACACAAGGAAACACGAAUAUAGAUUUAAAAAAGAAACCAUUGGAAAGGUUUAGUUUAAAAACUAGCAUACCUAUUAGCAAAAUAGACAUGAAAUGUGUGAAUAACACCUCAGAGGCGAUGUUCCAAAAUAAUGUAAAAAAGCCUUUUAAUCCAGCAUUUCACACUCCAACCGUUAAGGAAAAUGGCCCAAAAAUUGAAAUACAAAGCAAUAUCGUGAUCAAAAAUGCUCCAAAAGAACCGGAAACCAAAGAUGUUGCUAUUAUUCCAGUGCCAAAUAAUAGUAUAAGCACCCUUAUUAAUGCAGCAGAAGCUAUAAAUAAGACUGAAACACAUUUUAAGAAACCUGAUUCAAAGUCUGAGUUAUUCCCUGAAAACCAAGAGCAAUACACAUCAAAUUCAAGUACGCCUACCCGUCCUAUUUUUAAUCCAAUAAAUUUAGAACCUAGUAAAGCAAAUUUUUCACCUAAACCUGCCGAUCCUGCUUUUAACGAAACAAAGAAUAUUUUGUUCAUACAAAACAAAAAUCCCUCUAACUCUAAAAUGUUGUUAACAAUACACCAGCAAAAUUCGCAAGGAUUGGGGCAAAAAUCUAGUUAUGAACAAAAAAACCUGCAAGCUCCUUCACGACCGUCUAGCCAAACUAAAAAUUGUAAAGAAGAAGUCGUUGAAAAUGGAACUUCUUCAAAAGUAGUGUCAUUAAAACGCAUGCACCAAGACAACUACGACGAAAAUGACUUUGAGAAUUUAAUUACUGAAAAUCAAAUUUAUGGCAACAAGAUAGUCGUGAAGGAGAAGUUACAGGGGACUUUACAAGAGCAAGAUUUGAAAAACAAAUCCAAAAUAGAAAAGACUAGCCUUGAUACAAAAAAUGUUGUUUUGACACCAAACUUUGUUUAUUUAAGUAAUGUUCAGUUUCCUGCAAAUUUAAUGAUGAUAAAAAAUAAUGUUAAACCUAACAAUAGUGAAACGAAUAAAGCUCGAUGUUCAGGUAACGAAGCUAAACAGAAUGACGUAACAGGAGCUUCAAGCGCAGAUGUUACAUCAAAAUCAAUAAAAUCUCAAAGUAUACCAGCGACAAAUGAAGGAAAUAUUUUAAAAACUAAUAAUAAUGUGGUACAAACUGUAACAAAUAAACUUCAUAACGCGGAUGCAUUGUUUCAACCUACCAAUCAAAAAGUUAUAAUGAAUCCCCAAAUAGUUUAUCAAGUUCCUAUGAUGAUGGAAUCUGAUAGUAAAUCAGGUCAAACAUUAGGUAAAAGUGACAGUCCUAAAGGAAUGGCACUUGAAAAAAAAGAUGGACAAAAAUCUUUUGAAAUAACAAAUACAAAUGACAAACUAUUUAUAGCAUGUCCUUACCAAAUGGACUCUAAUCUACAACCCAAAAUAGUUAUAACGAAUGUGAGGCCUAAAAUACCAAAAACUGAAGAAAUCAGUUCUAUAGACAUUUAUGAACAAAGAAAACGAAUGCGACGGUUGAAGUACUUGUCGAAUAGAGAUUCAAAGAACAAUGUUAGUGAUAGUUUAAAAGAAAACAAGAAAAAUCCAGAUCUUACCAAAAACAUUAUUACACCAGAGAAAAUGGGUGAGGAAAUAUCUAAAGAAUUUGCUGAAACAAAAAUUUUAUUACCAGAAGAAAGCAAUGAGAGCGAUAGUGAUUAUGGUGACGACGAUCUAGAAAAAUAUAAUUGUAUUAUAAAAGAAUACAGUAAAUGUAAUAAUGUUAAAGAAAAUGAAAACAGAAAAGUGGAAUUUCUUGCUAAUUUUAGAUUGGCCACUCAAGACGAAUGUAGAGAAAGAGAGUUAGACCGUCAAGAACGAGCUAUACGAAGAGAUUCUGUUGCCUCCGCCUACAUCGCAGCAGGUCGAAUAGACUGUCUCGUUAAUGAAAAGAUGCAUUCAGAACAAGUCGACGAUGCUCCGUUAUUUAAAGAAACAAAAAAAUAUUUAAUUGAAGAAGACCUAGACGAGAUGCAAAGGAAACGGAAGUUCUUAACAAAUUUGGACUUAAUUAGAGUAUCGACGAAGUAUAAAGAGGGAUAUGAAAAGAUUUGGAAAGAAAUUAUCAGGGAAAGAAAGCGUAGAGACAACCCGAUUGAAUCGGGGCGUAUAUUAAAAUUACCGAAGCUGGAAAAACAUGUUGUGGAAAUAGAUCCAGACGAUCAGUUACAAAUAUUGACGGAAAUAAAGAAACAAGUAAAUGAAAAUAAUAACCUUAUAAAGAAAAGAAUGGAUUCAUCGUGGGAUGACGGGGACAGUAUUAAAGUGCUAGCUGAGAAAAACUUUUCAGAAUUAAAUAGAUUAUCCAAAAUGGCAGACAGAAGCGUCAAGCAUUUCAGUGGACAGGAUACAAAAAAGAGGGACUUAAAUCCUGGUUUCGACAGUGAGAACAUUCAAAGACCUUUAAUAACCGGGAAAUAUUAUCCAAAUAUAAACAUACCAAAUAUAGCUAAGAUCAUUUCUCUUAAAUCUACUGAAUCUCCCAGUGCAGCUUCCUCGAGUCAAGCGACGUCUAUGGACGAACCUCUAAACUCAGCGGCGGGUGUCAGUGAAAUGUUCACUGCUGGCAAAGUAAACGAUUUCAGUUGCCAAGUCGAGCUCACUAACUCCUGGCCCGGCGUGGAAGCUUUGCUGAAGUAUUACAAGGAUUACGAAGCAGCUCGCAAGAAGGAAAUCUCGGAUCUUCAACGCCGUAACACAGCGCUACGUGUCGAGUGUGCUCACACAACACGAGCGGCGUCACGGUCGGCGGAUGGCGCACGAGCCUUGCUCGCGGAACGCCGGCACCUCGCCGACGAAGAGAGAGCAGCCGCUGCGGACUUACAGUGGAUGUAUGACGUCAUACACGCGGUCAGAAACCACGACAGUUAGGCUAUCACAACGACGACACAGCUACAACACAACUAUUGUAUACACCUGGCUCUACUAUCUUACAUAUAUUUUAAGUGACAUCUCUUCUGAUUGUACAUAUUAUAGAUUUUUUGUUUGUAAUAUUAUACCCAACCCUAUAGCUUACUUUACAUAUACAUUUCGUGUCUUUCACAUUUUGUUCAAGUAAUUGCUAUGUUCUCAAAUUAAAAUGAUCAUUUGAAGCCUAUACAAAACAAAACAAAUUAGUUUCCGUUUUUGCAAAAUAAAAAAGAAAUAUAUCAUUAGUACUGUAAAUAAUAUAAAUUAAUGACUUCGCUUUAAAAGUGGACCGUAAGUUGGAUAACUCUAUAAUAUAAUAUUUUACGAAUAUAUAACUAUGUAUUGUAGUGCUGCUGUUAUUUUUGUAAAAAGUAAUUAGAUUAUGUGCAAUAUUUAUGAAACAAGUUUUAUCGAAAUAAAGCUGAUUAAAUGAAUUUAAAAUCUU
Danaus plexippus (monarch butterfly) is the source of this 7603-nucleotide messenger RNA. RefSeq lists its product as uncharacterized. Lineage: Eukaryota; Metazoa; Arthropoda; Insecta; Lepidoptera; Nymphalidae. The coding region runs from base 319 to 7119 and encodes 2266 amino acids. The record is from RefSeq and is a predicted model, not a curated record. The transcript is spliced from 24 exons.